Messenger RNA from Carcharodon carcharias (great white shark), 1008 nucleotides. RefSeq names its product torsin family 3, member A (gene tor3a). Bases 1 to 1008 code for a protein of 335 amino acids. The transcript has 6 exons. NCBI's taxonomy places the organism in Eukaryota, Metazoa, Chordata, Chondrichthyes, Lamniformes, Lamnidae. Gene Ontology annotation, cellular component: nuclear envelope; endoplasmic reticulum lumen; endoplasmic reticulum. The record is from RefSeq and is a predicted model, not a curated record. Gene Ontology annotation, molecular function: ATP binding; ATP hydrolysis activity.
AUGACUGACAACACAAUGCCGACCAUCAAAAUGAAGAUGUCCAAGGUGACUGUUGAUGACACAAAGGUAGCCAACACUAUGGAGGCCUGGUCUUUUAUAAUCCAGGGUGGUUAUCAGGAGAUACUAAACUGGUACUGCAGUGUCCAUGAGUGCUGUGAAUCAGGAGACUGUCGCCUAAUUAACAACAUCACAGGGCUUGACCAUGACCUGAGCAAAAAGUUACACGGGCAGCACCUGGCCAAGGAGGUUGUGGUGAAAGCAGUGAAAGGUUUCUUAGCAACCAAAAACCCUGAGAAAGCACUGGCGCUCUCCUUCCAUGGUUGGUCUGGUACUGGCAAGAACUUCGUGGCCAAAAUGAUAGCAGACAACCUGUACCGAGAUGGGCUGAGAAGUGAGUGUGUGCAUUUCUACAUCGCUCCCUUCCACUUUCCACUUGCCAAUAUGGUCGACAUUUACAAGGCUCAACUCCAGCAGUUUAUCCUGACAGCUGUACAACAGUGCAAACGAUCUUUGUUCAUAUUUGAUGAGGCAGAAAAGCUACAUCAAGGCCUCAUUGAUGCCAUCAAGCCUUACAUUGACCAUUAUGACCAUGUGGAUGGGGUGGACUUCAGAAAGUCCAUGUUUAUUUUCUUAAGUAACAUAGGAGGAAAUUCCAUAAACAGGGUGACACUGGAAUUUUGGCGAGCUGGACAAAAUCGAGAGGAGAUCACCAUGGAGGACUUGGAACACCAAAUCCAAAGAGAAGCUACAACUUCGAGAGGGGGAUUUACUCAUAGUGGCCUUGUGACUGAGAACCUCAUUGACUUCUUCAUCCCUUUCUUACCUCUGGAGUACAAACAUGUUAAGUUGUGUGUGCGUGAUGCUCUUCGGUCCAGAGGAAUCAAGUAUGAUUUAGACAUCCUGGAUGAAGUAGCUAAGGGAUUGCUGUAUUUGCCAAAGGAGGAAAAGCUCUUCGCCGCACAAGGCUGCAAAUCAGUCUCACAACGGGUUAACUUUUUUCUGCCCUGA